Messenger RNA from Branchiostoma floridae (Florida lancelet), 649 nucleotides. RefSeq names its product P2X purinoceptor 7-like. The record is from RefSeq and is a predicted model, not a curated record. The transcript has a single exon. NCBI's taxonomy places the organism in Eukaryota, Metazoa, Chordata, Leptocardii, Amphioxiformes, Branchiostomatidae. The coding region runs from base 21 to 506 and encodes 161 amino acids.
AGCCGGAGCUGUUGGAGAGCAUGACUGUUUCAGAGUGGGACGGGGUGGAUGUAGAAACAGAGAACUGGCGGCUGGAGCAGUUCACCUGGUGCCGGUGCACGAACUGCCAGCCGAUGCCGUCCGUCCGGGAAUGUGUGUGCUGUCAUGAUCUGACAGAGGCGGAGAAGAAAGGCGUUGGUGACGGCAUUUUGUGUUUAGUUGAGCACGAGGACUUCCACGCCAACAAUAUCAACAAGACCGUGCUUCGUUCGGCACUUCUGGCGCGCGUGGAAAACCUGAGGGAAGCUCUGGGGGAUCCCAUCCUUCAUCGCACCUACCGGAUGCAAGCGUAUCGCCAGUGCACCUACUGGCUGCACGAGAGACUCGGCACGCACAUCAGACGAGUCAUCCCGUCGUGUGUGGUCUGGGCCAUCCGAGACGCCUAUCCAGAGAAGAAACGCGAACAUUAUAGGGGCUUCCUAGAGGCCGAUGAGGUGUAUGAUUUCAUCUAUGAAGCUCGGCGUUAAAGUCAAUUCCCAGUCAGCGAGAGGGUUUUGAUAUAAUAUUUGUAUUAAGUUUAAACUAUUCUAGAUAGACGAAUAUUUCAGUCACUCAAGUUCUAAAUUGUUCAAACAAUUAAAAGUGAAAGUUUGAAAAUGUUUGAACCUAU